GUGAAAUGGAGAGGACCAACGUUGAUCUGCAGAGAAAAUCUUUCUCCUGUUCCAUCUGUCUGGAUCUACUGAAGGAUCCAGUCACUCUUCCCUGUGGACACAGCUUCUGUCGGAGCUGUGUUCAAGGUUACUGGGGCAGAGGAUUGAUUGGGAGCAACUGCCAGUGUCCUCAGUGCAGACGGACCUUCACCCCGAGGCCUCUCCUGCAGAAGAACGUCAUGUUAGCAGAGUUAGUGGAGGAGCUGAAGAAGACUGGACUCCAAGCUGCUGACCUCUGCUAUGCUGGACCUGAAGAUGUGGCCUGUGACUCCUGCACUGGGAGGAAGCUGAAAGCCCUCAAGUCCUGUCUGGUGUGUCUGACCUCUUACUGUGAGCUACACCUCCAGCCUCAUCUAGAAGCUCCGGCCUUCAGGAGACACAAGCUGGUCCAGCCGUCCAAGCAGCUCCAGGAGAUCCUCUGCCCUCAACACGACGAGGAGAAGAAGAUGUUCUGUCGUACUGAUCAGAAGGUCAUCUGUCACCUCUGUGCUGUGGACCAACACAAAGACCACCACAUUGUCUCGGCCGCAGCAGAGAGAAGAGAGCGAGAGAAAGAGGUGGAUCAGAGUCGAGGAAGGAUCCAGCAGAGGAUCCAGGAGAGAGAGGAAGAGCUGAAGCUGCUUCAGCAGGAGCAGAAGACCAUCAGAGACUCUGCUGAUAAAGCAGUGAAGGACAGUCAGGAGAGCCUCCAGCAGAUGAUCCAGAACCUCCAGAGAAGAAUGUCUGAUGUGGAGCAGCAGAUCAGAUCCCGGCAGGAGACUGAAGCCGCCCGAGUCCGAGGGCUUCAGGAGCCGCUGGAGCAGGAAAUCGCUGAGCUGAAGAAGAAAGAUGCUGAGCUGCAGCAGCUGUCACUCACCGACAGUCACUUGGUCUUUCUCCAGAACUGGUCCUCACCCUCAGAGGUCAGUGAAGACACGCUCUCCUCCAGGACCCAUGUCCGUCCUCACUGCUGCUUUGAGGAAGUGACAGCAGCCGUGUCAGCCAGCAGAGAGCGACUCCAGGACCUUCUGAGAGACACCUGCACCAACAUCUCACUCAUGCUCGCGCCACAGACCAGAGCUGAGUUCCUCAGGUUCUCACGGGACAUCACUCUGGAUCCAAACACUGCAGGCUCAUGGUUGUUGUUGUCUGAAGGAAACAGGAAAGUGACAGACAUGGGAGUAGGUCAAUCUCCUCCUCAUCCAGACAGAUUCAUUAAAUAUUUUCAGGUCCUGAGUAAAGAGCCUCUGACGGGACGUUGUUACUGGGAGGUGGAGAGAACAAAAGUCAUUCAUGUAGCAGUCUCAUACAAGAACAUCAGCAGAUCAGGAGAAGAAAGUGGAUUUGGAUUUAAUGACAAAUCUUGGUCUUUAUAUUUUGAUGACACUGAUUGUUCAUUCAUACACAACAGCAUCGUAACUGAAGUCUCCACAGCUCCACCCUCCAGAGUGGGAGUGUACCUGGAUCACUCUGCAGGUCUUCUGUCCUUCUACAGCGUCUCUGGAACCAUGACCCUCCUCCACAGAGUCCACACCACCUUCACUCAGCCUCUACACGCUGGAGUCUGGCUCGGGAAGAAAUCGUCUUGUGAGUUCCUGAAGAGCCACAUCCUCACGCUGCUGUUUGUGGAUGAGGCCGGCGGCGACAGCAGCUGGGAGUCACAUGGCAACAUGGAGAGUGAAAUGGAGAAGACCAACGUUGAUCUGCAGAGAGAAUCCUUCUCCUGUUCCAUUUGUCUGGAUCUACUGAAGGAUCCAGUCACUCUCAACUGUGGACACAGCUUCUGUCAGGUCUGUGUUGAAGGUUACUGGGGCUCAGAAGGUGAGAGGAACAUCUGCCAGUGUCCUCAGUGCAGACGGACCUUCACCCCGAGGCCUCUCCUGCAGAAGAACAUCAUGUUAGCAGAGUUAGUGGAGGAGCUGAAGAAGACUGGACUCCAAGCUGCUGACCUCUGCUAUGCUGGACCUGAAGAUGUGGCCUGUGACUCCUGCACUGGGAGGAAGCUGAAAGCCCUCAAGUCCUGUCUGGUGUGUCUGACCUCUUACUGUGAGCAACACCUCCAGCCUCAUCUAGAAGCUCCGGCCUUCAGGAGACACAAGCUGGUCCAGCCGUCCAAGCAGCUCCAGGAGAUCCUCUGCCCUCAACAUGAUAAGGUGAAGGAGAUCUUCUGUCGUACUGAUCAGCAGGUCAUCUGUCACCUCUGUGCUGUGGACCAACACAAAGACCACCACAUUGUCUCAGCCGCAGCAGAGAGAAGAGAGCGAGAGACUGAAGUGGAUCAGAGUCGAGGAAGGAUCCAGCAGAGCAUCCAGGAGAGAGAGGAAGAGCUGAAGCUGCUUCAGCAGGAGCAGAAGACCAUCAGAGACUCUGCUGAUAAAGCAGUGAAGGACAGUCAGGAGAUCCUCCAGCAGAUGAUCCAGGACCUCCAGAGAAGAAUGUCUGAUGUGGAGCAGCAGAUCAGAUCCCAGCAGGAGACUGAAGCCGCUGGAGUGCGAGAACUUCAAGAGCAGCUGGAGCAGGAGAUCACUGAGCUGAAGAAGAAAGAUGCUGAGCUGCAGCAGCUGUCACUCACCGACAGUCACUUGGUCUUUCUCCAGAACUGGUCCUCACCCUCAGAGAUCAGUGAGGACACGCUCUCCUCCAGGACCCACGUCCGUCCUCACUGCUGCUUUGAGGAAGUGUCAGCAGCCGUGUCAGCCAGCAGAGAGCGACUCCAGGACCUUCUGAGAGACACCUGCACCAACAUCUCACUCAUGCUCGUGCCACAGCCCAAGACCAGAGCUGAGCUCCACAGGUUCUCACGGGACAUCACUCUGGAUCCAAACACUGCAGGCUCAUGGUUGUUGUUGUCUGAAGGAAACAGGAACGUGAGGAACAUGGGAGAAGAUCAAUCUCCUCAUCAUCCAGACAGAUUCAUUAAAUAUUUUCAGGUCCUGAGUAAAGAGCCUCUGACGGGACGUUGUUACUGGGAGGUGGUGAAGACAGGAAUAGUUAUAGUAGCAGUCUCAUACAAGAACAUCAGCAGAUCAGGAGAAGAAAGUAGAUUUGGAUAUAAUGACAAAUCUUGGUCUUUAUGGUGUGACGACUCUGGUUGUUCAUUCAGACACAACAGCAUCUCAACUAAAGUCUCCACAGCUCGACCCUCCAGAGUGGGAGUGUACCUGGAUCACUCUGCAGGUCUUCUGUCCUUCUACAGCGUCUCUGAAACCAUGACCCUCCUCCACAGAGUCCACACCACCUUCACUCAGCCUCUACACGCUGGAGUCUGGCUCGGGAAUAAAUCGACUUGUGAGUUCCUGAAGCUGAACUAGACAACAGUGUGAGCUUGUGGAUUUGUUUAUUUCAAUGCAGUGAUGAUCUGUUUGUCACUUAAAAUAUGCAAAUACCUGGUGAUCUACACAUAAAAUGUCCUUGUGCAUGAUUUUCAUGUUGUAAUUAUUGUGAGUUUUCCUCCUAUCAUCUUUGGCUGCAUGUCCCUCUGGACAGUUCCAUGAAAUGCAUCUGACUGAGGUCAUCUCUCUGUGUUAUUGUGUGUUGCUGUGUCUUCUCUCUUGUGUAGAUACUGUCAGUUUUAGCUUCAGAAAAUCUAGUUUUGAUGGAGCAAUGUUUCCCCUGGAUCUGAGCAGCAGCUUUCACGCGUGUGGAGAAGAGUUGGAGGUUUGGAUGGAGCCAUGUGAGGGGACAUGAGUGGCACUGGAAUGAUGACUCAGAUACACAUGUGCAUGAAGAAUCUAGUGUAAAAAUGGUGAAUGGCAGCAGGAUCAGAAUGUACAUCACAAUAAAAAGGU
Synchiropus splendidus (mandarinfish) is the source of this 3806-nucleotide messenger RNA. RefSeq lists its product as uncharacterized. The record is from RefSeq and is a predicted model, not a curated record. Gene Ontology annotation, molecular function: zinc ion binding; protein binding. The transcript is spliced from 3 exons. Bases 6 to 3329 code for a protein of 1107 amino acids. Lineage: Eukaryota; Metazoa; Chordata; Actinopteri; Syngnathiformes; Callionymidae.